This is a messenger RNA of Dalotia coriaria, 5083 nucleotides long. Its product is annotated as probable cytochrome P450 12a5, mitochondrial. Lineage: Eukaryota; Metazoa; Arthropoda; Insecta; Coleoptera; Staphylinidae. Bases 71 to 1618 code for a protein of 515 amino acids. Gene Ontology annotation, molecular function: heme binding; oxidoreductase activity, acting on paired donors, with incorporation or reduction of molecular oxygen; monooxygenase activity. The transcript is spliced from 11 exons. The record is from RefSeq and is a predicted model, not a curated record.
ACUGCUGCACUUGUACACCAGGAAGUUGAAUAUUAUUGAGUUUGCCUUGAGUUGAGAUUCAGUUGGCACGAUGUCGCUUCUCGGCUUGCAUCGCACGGUGCGUUUAGUUGCAACACGCACGAAAGCCACAGUUGCCAUCGCUGAGACUAAAAAUCAAACGCAAAUCAAAGCUUUUAAUGACAUUCCUGGACCGACGUCGUUUCCUGUGAUUGGAUCAACAUGGUUAGCUGUAAAAUAUCAGGAUCAGGUGGAAUUGGGUGCAUACAUGCAUAAGACUUAUGGAGAUGUCUGUGCUUUAAGAAAUUUAGUAGGAGUUGGCGAUGCAGUGAUGAUUUUUGACGUCAAAGAUAUCGAGAUGAUGUUUAGGAAUGAAGGAUCCUGGCCGCGCAGACAAGGUUUUCAUUCAAUUGGGUAUUACAGGAAUGUGAUGCGAAAGGAAGUUUUCGGUGACAUUGAAGGGCUCCUCACUAGUAACGAUGAACCUUGGGCUGAUUUUCGAUCAAAAGUGAAUCCAAUUUUAAUGCAACCGCGAACAGCUCAGCAGUACAUAACCUCAAUCAACGAUGUCGCUGAUGAUUUUAUCGAGCGCACAACAGAGUUCAUGCAUGCAAGUCCCGUGCGUGAAAUGCCAACGGAUUACUUGGAUGAAAUUCACAAAUGGGCUUUGGAAUCGAUUGGUAUUAUUGCAUUGGAUACACGAUUAGGAUGUAUAGAUAGGAAUCCAACGGAGGAAUCACACAAUAUGGCGAUGUACAUGUUGGAUAUUUUUCGAAUGACGCACACGUUGGAUUACUCGCCGCUAGCGCCAUUUUGUAGAAAGUUUAAUCUACCAAUAUGGCAGCGGUUUGUUAAAUAUCAGGAUUUUUUCACUAAUAAAGUAUUGGAAUUAAUUGAAGAAGCCACUCGUAAAGUUGAAAACGAUCCAAAUUAUGCACUUAAAAGUGAAACAGAUAAAAGUGCAUUUGAAAAAUUACGCACAAAAGGUAAAAUUUUAUCAGUUGUGAUGACUUUGGACAUGUUGGCGGCUGGAAUUGAUACAACUGGAAAAGUAUCAGCCGCCAUCUUGUAUUUCCUCGCUGCAAACAAAGACGUACAACACAAGCUACGCGAAGAAGUAACCAAGGCUCUUCCGGGUUCUUCGGACUUUGUCACGAAGGAAAGCCUUGAACAACUGCAGUAUUUACGCGCUGUUGUUAAAGAAACCAUGCGGAUUGCACCUGUUACAUCGGCCAAUCUACGUGUGAUGACCAAGGAUGUAACGCUCGGCGGGUACAACAUUCCUGAAGGUAAAGCCGUAAUAGUGCCGCACUUGUAUCUCUCGCUCAGUGAGCAGCAUUACAAGAACGCACACCAGUUUAAACCUGAAAGAUGGAUGCGUGGUGAUCCUGCAUCUGAAUUAAAAUCGACUAAUCCGUUUGUUAGUAUGCCGUUUGGUUUUGGACCACGCAGUUGUAUCGGAAAACGGUUGGCUAAUCUGGAGAUAGAGGUUUUUAUUGCUAAGAUGGUGAAAAAAUUCGACAUCAGUUGGAAUCACGCACCGAUGACAUUCGGUGCUGAAUUACUGUAUGGAGUUAAAGAUCCACUCAAAAUACAAUUAACGCCCUUGACAGAUAAGUAAACACAUUAAAUUUUUGAAUGACAUGCAAAAAUCUGUGAUUAUUUGGGACUGUACUAAGUAAAAAAAUUAAUAUUUUUCAUUUCAUACAAUAUUUUACAAUAAAUUUAAUAACUUAAUUAUAAACUCAUGCUAAGAUGAUUUUAUCUCUUUAGCAGACAUUUCACUGUGUGGUAAACCAUUAGUGUUGCCAUUCGGAAUAAUCUUUUUCUUCUUGAUAUAAGUUUUGUAGUAAAAAUCAGCAAAUAAUACAGUCAUGAAAAUAUUCUGCGGGAUAAACACGCAUUGUGUAAACCAUGGAAAAUCGCAGUUCUUUCUAAAGAAUAACUGACCAUAAAGUAAAGUGAAUGUUGCAAAUUGUGCCUAAAAAGAUUAAAAAUUAGGUUAUGUAUAUCUAACGGUAUUAAAAUUAAUAAUUACUAGUUGUAAUUGUGUGAUGUGCUUUUUAAACCAGAGAUUUGAUUUGUAAUGGGUGGAAACUAAAUAAUAGCUGUACAUAACAGCGUGCACGAAGCAAUUGAUGAUUCCGACGUAGACAACAUGGCCGCCGGGUAGAAACUUUGCGGCUGUCCAUGAAAUGGCAACCAUGCCACCGUGAUGAUACACGUGUAGAAAAGAAACAUGUUGUUCUUUUUUUCUCAUAAUGAAAAACACCUAAAAAUAUAUAUGAUGUACAUUGAGGUUAAAAGUGUGUUUAAACGUACAGUAUCAAUUAAAUCAACGAUUUUUAUAAUGAAAUAGCUCCACGUGAGAUAGGCAACUUCAACUGCUUCGGGGUUCAUGGAAUAAUCCACAGGCGCACAUCGCCAGUCAUAAUUAUAUACAAGUCUGCCUCCCUGCAACAUAAAUAAAUUUACUAAAAUGUAAAUAAAAGAAAACCAAGUUUUUUGUUACAAAAACGACGAUAUAAACACAGUAGACAACUUGUAUAGCAUUAUACAAAUCCAUGAGUCGUUCAAUCGGAAAUGCUUUCUUAUUUUUCAUCCAUUUUGGUCCCCAGUACAACGCAAAGUACACAUAACCUCCAAUUAUGCCUAGUGGCCAACAUACGUUGUUUAAAAAUAACAAAUGUUGCACUCUUGGAUCUGAAACAAUGUAAAUCUUAUUUUUUAUGUUUUUUUUUUGAGUUUUUAACUGAUUACCUGGAAGCUCAGUCAUGGUAUAGUCGUACAUCCGGUACAAAGUUGUAAGAAGCAGCGCCAUCUUGGAUUUUCGUAGGUCACUUUCGUGACCGAUUGCUCUCGCGUUCGACACGCAAAUGAGAGACGCCGGCAAUGCGUCGGUUAAUAUUAAUAUGUAUUUCGAUUGUGUUUUCCUUUAUUGUUCUUUUGUUUCCAGUGCUUUUCGCGAUGCUUAUCGUGUGUUAGAAUGAUUCCGCGCGCGCUUGUAAAACAAUAGUACGCUGUGACACAGUUUGUGAUGGCGGUGGCGCGCGCCAUGACGGCGCAAACUUUUUAAAGGUCAAACACCCGAAAUUGUCGCGUGCAUAUUCAUUGUCGGCUAUUCUAUUAAUUAAUUAUAUGCAAGUGGCAACCUCAUGGCGCAAACACGUGUUUACUAGCAAUUUAGGUCGGAUAUUGAUUCAGUACAAAAGAAAGCAUUUAAAUGUUUAAACGGAUGGAAUUGUUGCGCAAUUUGAUUGUGCAAAUUUAUCAAAAUAAAAUUUAUCCUGAUUAGAUUAAUUACUUCAGAUGACACCGGACUGCUAUCUCUAGUACGUAUAUUCUUUCAAAAUAAGAUACAAUAUAUUUAUUUAAUUAAUAUUUGAAAAUUUUAUUAAUAAAUUUUCUUAUAUACACCGUCAGGAUGGCCGAGUGGUCUAAGGCGCUGCGUUCAGGUCGCAGUCCACUUCUGUGGGCGUGGGUUCGAAUCCCACUUCUGACAAAUAACUCUUUUAUUCUUUCUUUUUGGAAUACAAAUCUAAGUAAGUGUUGUAUUUGUAAUAAACUCUAGAUACUCGGUUAGAUGGCGCUACAAUAUACGGCUUUGCAUUAAAUAUUGCUUGUUGGUGGUAGUGAGUGCACACCGUGUCCGUGUGCGAUCUCGCGAUUUCGCGCAAGAGAUAAGUUUGUUUACCUGCAGGUAUCGAAUCUUUAUUUUGUGAAAUCAAAACACACCGUUGCUGUUUAUUAUAUUAGCAUCGUAAAUUUAUGCAAAUAUUCUUCAAUUCUUUCAUGAAUAUAACUAACAAUUUUAUAUUAAUUCAAAUACAUUUUUAUUAUCAGCAAAUGAUUACGGACUAAUGUGUUACCUGGUAAACAAGAAACGAUGCAUUUUCAAAUUAAAUAUCACUUAAUUAUUUAAUGUAAAAUUUGGCAAUCUGUCAGCAUAAGAAAUCAGAAUUACUCAAAUCGAAUUUUAAUUUUUUAUUACUUUAACUAAUGUAAAUAUCGAAACUACUGUAUCAUUUAUAGAUAGAAAUAGCAUGACCUAAAAAUUGUAAAAUAAACUUGUAUUGUUUAUUUCUUUUUUAUCGGCAAGCGUGAGAAUUCGGCACGAGAAUUGUGUUUAUUUUGAACACAAUUCACACUUUCUUAUCGCAUUGCCUUGUGUCGUCGAAGCCAUCCCCUCACGCCUCAUCUUGCUGCAUCAUAUUUUUGUUUUGAUUGCAGGUUUCGUGCCAAAUGCAAUUCGCGCUCAAGGUGCCAUCGACGCGCCGGCUUCACGCACCUCUUGAUUUCUUAUCUUAACUGUCGCGUCGUUGCUUGCGCAGUUUGCGGUCAGUUUCGUGCCGGUUUCAGGUUGAUCGAGGCGUAUUCUACGCGACUCGUAUUGUUUGUAUUAUAUUUAAUCAUCACUCGACUAUUUAAUUGUAAUCACUAUAGUAAUAUUAUUUACUAUUUGCGCGUUUAUCGGCGUCCGGCCGGUUUGUGAUCGCGCGGAAAGUGUAUAUUGUAACUCACAACAGUUGUUAGGUGAAUCAAUUAAAAAUAUUGAUUUAUACAUCAUUAGGAUGACCCAUCGAGUUGGUUAUUAGCGGUGCCUUGGAGUCGGAUGAGUUCUGCAUUGGAGUUACUACUACCACCAUCUUCGUACGGUGCCUUGAAUGGGAGUCAGUACAGGCGCUACCUUCGUACGGUGCCCUAAUUGGGAGUCUUUAUGGAUCUUAUGAAGCAUUGGCUAAUUCUGAGAUGGCUAGGUUUAUCAAUAAUGACCGGCUGGAGUGGUUUCGUAGCACUGGUGGAGUGCGUAUUGAGGAUGAUAUUUUGAUUACUGAAAAUGGAUGUUGCAACUGGACUAAAGUUCCCAGAACUGUCCAAGAAAUUGAAGAUUGGAUUGCCGGUGUUGAUGAUGAUUCCAAAUUCGAUUGAAUGAAUUUACAACAUUUCGAAGCUGUUAUUGCUAUCAUUUUUGUUUAUUAUGUUAAAAAUUGUAUAAUUACAUGUAUAUAUUGAGAAAUUGAGUUACUGAUGGGUGUAUAUUCUACAUGUUUGAAUAAAAUUGUUGUUUUAUACUUUUAACUAUAAA